AUGCAUCGCACGCUUCCGGCCGAGGCCCCCGGCUCUCCCCCGCGCCCCGCAUCCCCGCGACCCAGCGGUCCCAGCAGUAUCCCAGCCUCGUUCACCACCCUCCGACAAAUCCUGCCCAACGCAAUCGCAAUCGCAAUCGCAAAAUCAAAAUCCAAAAUCAAAAUCCAAAUUCGAAAAAAAACUCAAAAAAACAAACGCCGACGCCGGCCAAGGCGCAGCCACGCGCCCCCGAUCUCAAAUACAGCCAUUGACUCGCCUCUACGCUCAUCUCCCAUGACGUGCCCCGGGCCAUUGCGCGUGGUGCACGUACGCGCCCUUACGCGCCCACCUCGUAUCCACUACCUGAUACAGGUCCCAGCCCAGCCCAGCCCUUAUCUGCGCCGAUCCGCCCGCACUGCCCCCGCCCGCCCGAGCUUUCCUUUCGCCUUUCGCCUUCGGACUUUUAGCUGCGGACUUCCAGCUGCGGACUUCCAGCUUCCAGCUGUGGACUCCCAGCUUCGGACGACGAGCUUCGGACGACAAGCAGUGCGGCACUUAUCGACCUAUCUCUGGCGCUCUUCGAGCUGCGCCGGCGCGAUACGAUACGAUACGAUACGAUACGAUACGAUGCAACUCGAUACGGCGACGAUACAGCGCGAUACGCCACGAUACGAUACGACUCGACUCGACUUGACUCGACGACGAUACGAAACAAUUCAAUACGACUCCACUCGACUCGAUACGACACAGCGCGACACGACACGGCACACUCCGCGCCGGCCCGCAGCCCGCUGCCCCAUGCCCCCUGCCCCCUGCCGUCUGCCCCGUGCCGUGCUAUAUAACUGCUAUAACCACAAACACCACCCAACCCCGGAUCCCACCAUCACAUACAGCCGCACGCACACGAGUACACAGAUACAGCCUCGUUCAGCCAUCCAGCGCCGCACCGGGGCGCCCGCGCCCGACGGCGCCUCGAACGUCGGUCCGUCUCCAGUGCGAGAGCACUUCGAGUCUUGCGCGGGUCGCUUCCCUGAGACCCGUGCUCUCGAAGGGACAUGCUAUCGAGGGUACAUGCUGUCGAGGGGACAUGCUCUCGAAGGCCCAAGCUCCGUCAGCGCUCCAUCCCGCUCAGCUGCGCGCGUCCGGCGUCCGGCGCCCCGCGCCCCGCCAAGCCCCGCCAGGCCGUCCACUCUGAAUUUGCGCUCCUGCCUCUGCGCUCCUCCCACCCUCGACGCCCAACGCCAGCCGCUGCAGGCCGCUGCUCAUCGCAUCGCAUUACGUAUACGCAGCACCGACGACGAUGGCGGCGGCGGCGGCGGCGGCGGCGGCGGCGGCGGCGGCGGCGGGCCUCGCUAG
Heterobasidion irregulare TC 32-1 is the source of this 1335-nucleotide messenger RNA. RefSeq lists its product as uncharacterized. The record is from RefSeq and is a predicted model, not a curated record. The transcript has a single exon. Lineage: Eukaryota; Fungi; Basidiomycota; Agaricomycetes; Russulales; Bondarzewiaceae. Bases 1 to 1335 code for a protein of 444 amino acids.